Molecule: messenger RNA, 1026 nt
Organism: Auanema sp. JU1783
Lineage: Eukaryota; Metazoa; Nematoda; Chromadorea; Rhabditida; Rhabditidae
Source: the annotation of a GenBank genome assembly
AUGAUGAGAUCUGAUGACAACAAUACGAGUAUGAGUAAUGCAAUGAACACAGUCCCAAGCAUGAGUGAAUCUUCUUCAUCUUCUGCUUUUCAUUCCAUUUCUCAAAAUACCCCUAAAUCAACUGCUCGUGUUCAAGGUAGUACCGCAGUAGCUGCCUGUUCUCCAUCAACGUUACCCGCAACACAACAAGUCGCCCCUCAAGUCGCAGCUGUGGAUUGUCACGCAGAUCCUCAUGAUAAUUCUGAGUUUCUGUCAGUUUUUGAGUGUCCUGUUUGCUUGGAAUAUAUGCUCCCACCAUAUUUACAGUGCAAUUCAGGCCACUUAGUUUGUGGCAACUGUAGGCCUAAAUUGCAAUGCUGUCCAACAUGUCGAGGCUCAAUACCUAAUGUACGUAACUUGGGGCUUGAGAAAAUUGCGAAUACUAUUCGAUUCCCAUGCAAAUUCGCUUCAUCGGGUUGUGUACUUGUUUUCUAUCACCAAGAGAAAGUUGAACAUGAAGAGAGCUGUGAAUACAGGCCUUAUGGAUGUCCUUGUCCCGGUGCUUCUUGUAAAUGGCAAGGAGCUCUUUCUGAAGUCAUGGACCAUUUGAAAAAAAUCCAUAAAAGCAUCACCACUUUGCAAGGAGAGGAUAUCGUAUUUCUGGCAACUGAUAUCAACCUUCCUGGGGCUGUGGAUUGGGUGAUGAUGCAGAGUUGUUUUGGCUACAAUUUCAUGCUUGUGCUAGAAAAACAAGACCGAGAUCAAGGUCAGCAAAUGUUUUAUGCUGUUGUCCAGUUAAUCGGAGCUAAAAAGGAAGCAGAGUUAUUUAUGUACAGACUGGAACUAUCCACCAUGAGAAGAAGGCUUGCAUGGGAAGCCACUCCUCGAAGUAUCCAUGAAGGAGUUGCUCAAGCUAUUCAACAAUCUGAUUGUUUAGCUUUUGAUACAUCAACAGCGCAAUUAUUCGCUGAAAACGGGAAUCUUGGCAUAAAUGUAACUAUUAGUAUGGCUUCGGCAGAUCCUGUUAUGCUUUCGAGUAACCGUUAG